Molecule: messenger RNA, 3819 nt
Organism: Anopheles funestus (African malaria mosquito)
Lineage: Eukaryota; Metazoa; Arthropoda; Insecta; Diptera; Culicidae
Product: aminopeptidase N
Exons: 4
Coding region: 686-3553 (955 amino acids)
Biological process (GO): proteolysis; peptide catabolic process
Cellular component (GO): cytoplasm
Molecular function (GO): zinc ion binding; metalloaminopeptidase activity; peptide binding
Source: RefSeq, a predicted model, not a curated record
AUUUAAUAUUAAUUCUUUUAUUCGUGUACGUUUCCCUUCCUUAGUAAAUAACAUUUGUGUUGUUAAAAAACAUAUAUUUUUAAACAUCCCAAGAACAGUUCGAAAAUAACUGUAAACUUUGUGCAAGUGAGGGAUAUUUUAUUAUGUUUCUAAGGGUUAUGAUUAAAAUUCUUGUGCGAUCAUCUUGUACGCACACUACCGAAAACUAACCGGUUUUACAGUGAUGUAAGUUCCAGUCCAUAUUCAUCUUAAAUGCAUGUAAAAUCUCUCCAACUGUUGUUACAAACAACACCCAAUCGAUCUAAUUUCAUAUUAGUAAAGUCUAGUCAUCCUUUAUGGUAAAAUAGUACAAAUAAUAAACCCCUUUUUCACACGUCGUUGACCUACGGACCAGAACAAGGGAUCUUUAAUGGGCAGCAUAAAAAUGUUUUUGUAUGUGUGCCCAUGCUUCUUUCGAUUGCGUGAAAGUGCCACGAUACGUUUGAUCAAUCAGUAAAGUAAACCUUUCUCUCUUUUGCUGACGAUCUCCGCGUAUCAUCGCGGUUGUUUGCUUUCAGUUAUACCAUCGUCAAACGCAUUCAGCAUUUUUUAUGAAGUGCCUUCCGAUUCGCAUAUAAAUGCCAUGUUCGUUGGCUAGCGAUGCGAGAAGAAGGUGUCAAGAUCUUGAUACGUUUUAAUAUUUGCAAUGGCCAUGGAGCGAAGUGUAAUGCUGCUGGCGGUGCUUAUGGCCGCUAUAGCAGCAAGUUCGGGUGACUCCAGAAAUGCUAACGUUAGCUAUCGACUACCCAAAUCAGUCAAGCCCGAAAAUUACAAUCUACGUGUCUUCACACAUCUCGGCGAUGAUCGAGGAUUUAUGUUUCAUGGACUAGUUGCUAUUCGGUUUUUGUGCCUGGAAGAUACGGACAGUGUUGUUUUACAUUCCAAAAAUUUAACACUCCACGAGCAGCAAAUUUUGUUCCGUGGUCUUAAUUCGGAUAGUUCACAAAAUAGUUCGCGUCCAAUAAAUAUCAAAAAUCUUGAGUACAUAACAGAACAUGACUAUGUCGUGUUUCAUGUAAGCACACCGUUGAAGAAAGGUGAACGAUAUGAGAUAUCCAUACCGUUUGAGAGUAAUCUCAGCACCGGAUUGAUUGGAUACUACCGAAGCAGUUACAUUGACAAAAACACCAAACAAAAGACAUGGCUUGCUGUUACCCAGUUCGAACCAACCUACGCCCGCCAAGCAUUCCCAUGCUUUGAUGAACCGGAAAUGAAGGCAACGUUCGAUAUAUCCUUAGCGCAUCACGAACGAUACGUUGCGUUAAGCAACAUGCCAGUGAACCGCAGUAUGCCGAUCGAUAAUAUGCCGGGAUGGGUUUUGGAUGAGUUUAAUACAACUGUGCCGAUGUCUACGUAUUUGGUGGCAUACACUGUGAAUGAUUUCGAGUAUCGUGAGGCGAAGACAACAGAACCGGGCGAUGUAGUCUUCAAAAUUUGGGCACGUCGAGAUGCGAUCGAUCAGGUAGAUUAUGCACGUGACAUAGGGCCGAGAGUUACACGUUUCUACGAAGAUUACUUUCAACAAAAAUUCCCCCUGCCCAAGAUCGAUAUGAUUGCUAUUCCUGACUUCGCAUCGGGUGCUAUGGAAAACUGGGGUCUGAUCACUUACCGAGAGACGGCACUGCUGUAUCAUCCAAAUAUCUCCACCGCCAGCAAUAAACAUCGCGUUGCCUCGGUUAUUGCUCACGAACUGGCGCAUCAGUGGUUUGGCAAUUUAGUCACGAUGCGUUGGUGGACGGAUUUAUGGUUAAACGAAGGCUUCGCUACGUACGUCGCUAGUUUGGGCGUGGACUAUCUGCAUCCCGAGUGGUUUUCGCUUGAGGAGGAAUCCAUAUCAAACACGUUGGAUAUAUUCAAAUUUGAUGCCCUGCUGUCAAGCCAUCCAAUAUCCGUAGAAAUUGGCCAUCCGAAUCAGAUAUCGCAAAUAUUCGAUGCCAUCUCGUACGAGAAAGGUUCGAUUGUGAUACGAAUGAUGCAUCUGUUCCUGAGCGAAGAAACGUUCCGUGAUGGAGUUAGCCGUUACUUACAACGACACGCUUAUGGUAACGCAGAGCAGGACAACUUGUGGGCGGCAUUAACAGAGGAGGCACACGCAAAUGGUGUACUGCCGGAUUUUAUUGAUGUGAAGAAAGUGAUGGAUUCGUGGACUCUCCAAACAGGUUAUCCCAUUAUCACCGUAACACGCAACUAUGAAGCAAAUUCAGCCGAAGUAACACAAACGCGCUUUGUCUCGUCACAAGUUCCCAAGGAUCAAAAUGUUACCGAUCGUUGUUGGUGGAUACCUUUAACGUAUACUACAGCCAAGGAGCUAGAUUUCAAUGAUACACUCCCGAAAGGUUGGAUGGAGUGUAGUGGCGAGAAGAAAAAUGAAAAACCUCUCAAAGUCUUGGAAGAUAUGCCAGAUCCUGAACACUGGGUGAUAUUUAACGUACAGCUAGCUGGAUUGUAUAAGGUGAAAUACGAUAAGGCUAAUUAUCGUUUGAUUGUCUCACAGCUGAAUGGGCCGAAAUAUCACGAUAUAGGUCUGUUGAACCGAGCACAGCUGAUUGACGAUGCGAUGGACCUGGCAUGGACCGGUCAACAAAAUUACGGCAUCGCUUUUGCCAUGAUGAACUACCUUCGGCAGGAAACGGAGUACAUACCAUGGAAAUCCGCAUUGACAAAUCUCAACAGCUUGAACAGAAUACUUAAACGUACUCCGCUGUAUGACAUAUUCAAAAGCUACGUCCAGUACAUACUAGAGCCAAUAUACGAACAAUUAGAUGUGUUUAACAUGACUAAAAAGUCAACAGAUCGGCUCGACGGAAUCAAACAAUUAACUUUAAUUGCUUCCUGGGCAUGUCGGUUCGAGGUAGGCGACUGUGUUAAUCGGUCGGUUGAACUUUUCGCUCGCUGGAUGAACGAGUCUAAUCCUGAAGUCAACAAUCCAGUCCCCAUCGAUCUAAGACCGGUGGUUUACUGUAACGCUAUACGCUUAGGCAACGAUUCGCAGUGGAAUUUCCUCUGGCAUCGCUAUUUACAAAGUAAUGUCGGUGCGGAAAAGAUCAUGAUCAUCGGUUCGCUUGCCUGCACGCGCCAAUUAGCGCUGGUGGAACGUUUCCUGCAAUGGUCUCUCAACAGCACGUCCGGUGUACGCAAACAGGACGCAACGAUAUUAUUCAGCAGCGUUUCGAGAAACGAUGUAGGUUUCGAUGCGGCGAAAAGCUUUUUCCUCAAUCGUGCGGAUGAAAUUUACGAUUUCUUGAGCCCGGAUACUUCGCGACUGUCACGCUACAUUAAACCACUAGCGGAACAAAUGUUUUCAGCGGAGGAAGUGCAGGAACUGAAUGAUUUGAUACAGAAAAAGACAACGAUUUUCGAAAAAGCCAAUCAAGGUGUUAAGCAAGCACUCGAAACGGCACAAACAAACAAUAGGUGGACGCAGAUCAAUUUCAGCAAGAUGGAACGUUUACUGCCGCUGUUAGCUACUCGAUCCGCCUUAAAUACGUUGAUGGAUUUAAUGGAUAAUUAUUAAAUUGAAUGAGGCGUAAAAUUCGCGUUUAUAUCCGUAACCAUCAAUGUAUCUCAGUACUUAAACGGCUACAGAUGUAUCGUAACACAGAAUGGAUGCGAUAGUCACACUAUCAGCAUAUGGAUGAUAAGAGAAUGCUGAUCGAUUACAUUUUUUUUUCAAACUUAUCUAUGUUUAAAGAAUAAAUCACAAUCACAGUGGAGGUUAACUGCUAUUUGUAGAUCAGCCCGCCAUUUAUGCACGAUAAAAAACGUGAAAAGUUUAGUGUA